CUGGUGCGGGCCAAGGGCGCCGGCUCCGGCGCUGCCGUCGGCGUCGGCGUCAGCGUUGGCAGCGGCAGUCGCUACAAGGUGACCGCCCGCUGUGUGCCAGAAGUGAGCAUCACAUCGCCCACCAGUGUCAGCCAACAGCAGCAGCAGCAGCAACUGCAACAAGAACAACAUGAAGCACCGAACAAACACAUAACGCUGCUGCGCAGCCGGUCACAGCCAACGUCUAACAGCAUUUUCUCGCCAGGCUUAGGCUUGGCCGCGGGCGGCGCCACUCUGGUCGAGGAGGAGGACUUCAGUUUGCUGUCAACGGAGCAAGUCACUUGGUCGGCCAGUGGCAGCGGCGCCAACAAGAAUGUGCUGCAGCGUCAGCUGGCGACAACCACGCAGCUAGAGGAGCAGGAGCAGCAGCGCCAGCAGCUGCAGGAACAGGAUCAGGAGCAACAGCAGCAGCAGCAACAGUCUUUGAGUGACAUUGAGCCGCCCAACGAGCUGACACCGCUGGUAGAGGAGCGCUGCGCCGCUGCCACAAUUACGGCUGGAGCACAGAACCCUACGACCAAUAGGUAUAGCCACAACUCGAAGACCACGCGUUCCUGGCCAGUCAUCUAUCGCAAUCCGCAUCACUGUGACUACGAGGCGCUCUACGUGCAGCAGCCACCGGCACAGCCGUCAUCGCAGCCGUUCAAGCAGAACUGUUAUUCCAAUCAGUUCAAGCAAUCAAUUGUCUACUCCAGCAGCAAUGAGGAGCUACCGGGCGGACCAGAGCUAGCGGAGGUGACACCCCGACAAACCACAUGUUACUAUUUUGCGCCCAGUCGGCGCAACAGCAUUUAUGAGCAUCCCUCGUCUGUGGUCGGCGGCUCCUUGCAGUUUGACGGUGCCAGCAACGCAGCGACCACAGCGGCAGCAGCUGCCGCCGUCGAGAGUCUGAGAAGGAGCAACAGCAUCCUGCUCAGGCAAAACAGCUGCGCCAAGGUUAUACAGCGCAGGGGUAGCGGCAGCGCCGGCGCCGUCGCCUUGGAGACAUCCACAUCGCUCAGCUCACAAAUGGACGGCAUGGGCAUGGGCAGUGGAACUGGUGGCAGCGCCUGUUGCUCCAGCUGCUGCAUGGGCCCGCCGCCCGUCCUGUUCCUCUUCGUCACGCUGCUAAUGACCACUAGCGCCACGGCCAUGUUGUGUGCCGCCAUAAUGACUGAUCACUGGGAGCACGUAACAUGGGAUCGCAACAGUCUGGAUCGUUACUCGAAUCGAUCGGGCCUGCAUCUGGAAUGGCUUCUGGAUGAUCAGGUGGCUAUGCUUAAGCCAGAUAAAAGAGCUGAUCAUCGUUUUCGACGCGAUUCCGUUUUUUUGGUGCCAAUGCACGGCGGCAUCUGGACGCUGUGCAUCGAUCUGCCCAUUCCACAGCUGCAGGAGUUGCGCCGCAAUCCAAAGUUUCCACGCGGUGCACCGCCGUGUGUCAACUACUUGGCCGGGUCCAUGGAGAACGCACGCGGCGAGGAGCAGCGCAACGAUUGGCAGCACAGUGAGUCACAGGUCAUCACACUGCAGCCGCAUCUGAGUACGUAUUAUGGGCGCAAUCCUGCCCGAACCAAAUCCAUAAUCCAGAUCUUGAGUUUGGACACACUUUGUUCAACAAUUUUCGUUUUGAGGCAAUUAUACUUUUAUUAUUAUUGA
Drosophila novamexicana is the source of this 1674-nucleotide messenger RNA. RefSeq names its product regulatory protein zeste. The annotation marks the transcript as partial. The record is from RefSeq and is a predicted model, not a curated record. NCBI's taxonomy places the organism in Eukaryota, Metazoa, Arthropoda, Insecta, Diptera, Drosophilidae. The transcript is spliced from 2 exons.